Molecule: messenger RNA, 2891 nt
Organism: Doryrhamphus excisus (bluestripe pipefish)
Lineage: Eukaryota; Metazoa; Chordata; Actinopteri; Syngnathiformes; Syngnathidae
Gene: zfyve21
Product: zinc finger, FYVE domain containing 21
Molecular function (GO): metal ion binding
Source: RefSeq, a predicted model, not a curated record
AUGCGAUCAACCAUGCGCGCAACCUGGCAUUUCCAGUAAUCUCUGGUCGUAGCGGAGCAGUUUACGCUAACCCUGUUUUAUAAUAGCGUCGUUUGUCGUCGACCACGUUACUUUCUUUGAUUGACAUCCGGCGUCGUCCUUGCUGAAUUAUUCGAACUUUACUCUGCUCCUAACCUCGCAUUUGGCAGAUGAGACAUGUUUGGUCUUAGUGGGCUGGCAGCUAAAAACGUACAAACUAAAACGCGUUUUACCUCGCUGGAGAACAUCUCUUUGAGCUUAGUUAUGGCACUUCUUUGCAGCAAACAACGUUGAAAACGACAUUUGGCGUGACGCAAGAAGCUAGCUUGCCUUGCUAGCUUGCCUAGCUAGCUGGCGGAGUGCUAGCAUAGAGCAUCAUAUCGUUGCUAAAAUACAACACGACAUAAAGUGUGCCAGAUGUAUGCAGUGUGACACUAAGUUCGAUUUCAUAAGAAGAAAGCAUCACUGUCGGCGGUGUGGCCGAUGUUUCUGUGACAAGUGCUGCAACAAGAAGGUGGCACUGCCCCGCAUGUGCUUUGUUGACCCGGUGAGACAGUGUACCGACUGCGGCCUGCUUUCACAAAAGGAGAGCGACUUCUACGACAAGCAGCUCAAAGUGCUCCUGACAGGAAGCAACUUUGUCGUCACUCUGGGAACCUCAAACAAGUCUGAAACCAUGAUGUGUCGCCUCGCCAACAACCACAGGUACAUGUUCCUGGAUGGGGAAAGCCACUUUGAAGUGGAGUUGUGUCGUAUCUCCAGCAUGCAGAUUCUAACCGAUGGGAUGAGUCCAGGAGAAAAUGACAUUCACACUUACACCAGCCUGCUGGACGGUCAGUGUGCUGACGAAGGCUCGCCAACGCGGGCCAGUGGCAUGCUCGUCCACUACAAGCCGAUUGGCUCCCAGGAUCUUCAGGAGCUUCACUUGGAGGCGGCGGAUGACAAGAAGGUGGCGGCGCUAUGGCUGGCCGCCAUGCACAAGGCGGCCAAGCUGCUGUAUGAAGCGAGGGUCCAGUGAGACGACGUCCAGUCAGGCAGCGCACACACCAGACCGAGCCGUCUCUGUCCCGCCUUCUUGGUGGUUCUCCGUCGUGGUCCGCAUCAAUCUGGUGUCUGGUCUCGCAUGUUGACAGCAGAAGUUGUCACAGCCCAAAGUUUUUAAAUCGCUGUGGACACAACCUUGUACGCUUCCUCCAACAUAUUAGACACUUGAGCACAGUCCACCAGGGUGUCUCCUGAUCUGGUAAGAACCUCAGCAGGACAUCCGCUGCUUUUACUGGCUGCUUUACACGAAAACCUUCUCUUUCAUGAAGAAAAAGGCCAGAAAGCGAGCUCUUGACACAAACUAUUUACAUUUAGUCGGUGUCGGUCUUCCACAUGGAGCUCAUACCUGUCCACCAGUUUCCCACCCAUAUCUUAACAAUCAUGGGGAAAAAAACCUGGUACUGGCCGUCCAGUCCUCUCGGCAACACUUGGGGAAAUGGACCAGAAUCUCCCUAAUUUGAGUUCCCUCAUUUUUCACAAAAUCUCCCUUCUUUUCAAAUGCAAACACUGACGGGCUUCCUCGGUUCUUGUAGGGUGGCGGGGGGGUGUCCAAACGUUCUCCACUUGAGGGCCAGAUGGAAGCAUGUGGUGGCUAAAAGUGGUGGAAAACAUGCUAAUAGUAGUUUCAUGCAUUCUCUAGUCCGCUACUCCCAGGACUGGUUGCCAGCCAUUUGCAGGCCGCACACAGACAAACAAGCAUUCAUGCUCACGUUCAUGCCUGUGGGGGGAGACGCCGUACCUGAGAAAGCACUGGAACGCAUGGGGAGAACAUGCUACGACCCCGUGGUAAAAAGUACAAAUAAUCUCAUAAAAUAUAUUGGUAUGAUGGCUUCUUGCUCUCAGUUUUUAAUAUGGCGUGGUCCUAAUCCCUUCUCCAGUCUCCGAUAUGGGCUGUGUUCCUGGAAAGGCCCCCAAGCUACACUUUGGACACCCCUGUUUUAGUUCUAGGGUGUUCUACACCUUUUCAUAUACUAGUUAGUAAAUGACUCCAGGUCCAGAUGAAGUCAAGCGGUUCAUCUCAGAUCCUUCCAGUCCAGCGGUGAAUGGCAUUGUGGGUAAUGUAGGCCACAGGGUGAUACAGGUGAUAUAAGAACACCAGCCAUGCCGUCUUGUGGACUUUUGGACCUUUGUAAACGACUCGUUGAAGAUUUAUAAAAGCUAUUUUGUUCAUCGUGAGUGGAGUACUCACACUGACGUCUUCUAACGUCUUAACGAGCGUCAUUAAACCUUCCACAACGCCCAUUUGUGUCUUGGUAACUAUUCGGGACAACAGGAUGGGCACAAAAAGCACCUAUUUUGUAUUUUACACCAGUUUUGUAUUUAAUGGCAUAAUUGAUGGGUGCUCAGUGGGAUACGUAGUGCUCGUCUACCGCCUUGCAUUUCUACUUUUCUAUGAAGUGAUUUGUCCAUCAGUAAUACAUUCCUGCUGUCUUCUGAGAAGAUGCACACUCUUUGACAUUUACCGGAUGAAGCGUUUUACAUUUUAAUUAGCAUUAAUGAAGAUGGAGGAAAAUCUUGCAUAACAUUAACGUGAAUGUUGACAAAACAUGCAGCUGCUACACGUGUAAACAAACUUGGCUUCCUAUCACCAUAUGUUUAUUUUUCUAAGCAAAUCACCUCACAGAGUUUUUCAUUGGGGUGGCCAAGGUGAGACUAUUACUGGCCAGUGGGGGGGUCCACCACUGCGUGAAAAAUGUCCAAUUGGGUUCAUGUAUGGGCAAUAAAUAAAAGCUUUGUGUUUCUUGCUUGAAUGGAUGUGAUGUCUUUUGGCCAUAAUUCUGUAAUUAUAUUGUAAUGACCUGAUUAUAAUGCCAGAUCUCAUUAGGGAA